Eriocheir sinensis (Chinese mitten crab) is the source of this 624-nucleotide messenger RNA. RefSeq names its product location of vulva defective 1-like. The record is from RefSeq and is a predicted model, not a curated record. The transcript has 2 exons. Lineage: Eukaryota; Metazoa; Arthropoda; Malacostraca; Decapoda; Varunidae. Bases 49 to 624 code for a protein of 191 amino acids.
CUGAGCGGCAACGGGUGGCGGUGUGACGUGCUGGAGCGGGUGUUGUGGAUGAAGAACUGGAUGACACACUCGUCCGUCCACUUCUACAGGUCACACAGCAUCAGGUGCGCCGUUCCCACCACUCUCGGCUACAAAUACGUCAUGCUUCUUGAGGACAGCGACUUCCCGACCACAACUACCAUCGCCUCCCACCUCCUUACCACCACGAUCCCCCCUACGACAACCACCACUACCACCACCACUACCACUAGCAUCUCUGCGACUCUGGACAUCAUCACGGACACACACAACAGCAGUGAGGAGAGUAACGCUACGAUGAGGAUGACGGAAGAGAGUAUUUUUAUAAUGGAUGAUGAGGAUGAAGCAGCCGUGACCAGCGCCCCACGUCACGAACCCCCGCCAGUCAACGCCUCAGUGAGUUACGUGGACGUGGAGACAGCGGCCACGACAGACAUCCACCACAGACAACACCAGAGGACACAGCACCACCCCGACGGCUGUAGCAUCCUCCCAAAGGGCACCGCGCCUUCUCCACGCCAACCCACGCCUACAACGACUCCCACGAACGCCCCACGCCCACCACGCUGCCAUGCUGGAUCAUACACAACAGCAUGCCGCCUUUGA